GCUCAAGGAAAAAAUCAAAAGCAAACAAACCAGCAAACAGUGAUUAAAAAAACCAGAGAGACAACCCAAAACCUAGAAAAAAAUCAUGGGAAACCCUAAAGUUUUCUUCGACAUGACCAUCGGUGGAAAUCCUGCCGGACGGAUCGUCAUGGAGCUGUACGAAGACUGUGUUCCUCGUACUGCUGAGAAUUUCAGAGCUCUUUGUACCGGCGAGAAGGGUGUUGGUAAGAGUGGUAAACCACUACACUACAAAGGAUCUAGUUUCCACAGAGUGAUUCCUGGAUUCAUGUGUCAAGGAGGUGAUUUCACUGCUGGGAAUGGUACCGGUGGUGAAUCAAUCUAUGGUUCUAAGUUUGCUGAUGAGAACUUCCAGAAGAAGCAUACUGGUCCUGGAAUUUUAUCCAUGGCUAACGCUGGUCCUGGAACUAAUGGAUCUCAGUUUUUCAUCUGUACUGAGAAGACUGCCUGGUUAGAUGGUAAACAUGUCGUUUUUGGACAAGUUGUUGAAGGUAUGGAUGUUGUUAGAGCUAUUGAGAAGGUUGGAUCUGGCAGUGGAAAGUGCGCCAAGCCAGUCGUUGUUGCCGAUUGUGGUCAGCUUUAAUUUUACUCUCAGAGAAUGAUAAUAAUAAUCUAGGGUUUGGGAUUUAGGGAGUUUGAUCCUGGGGAUCAUGAGGUUCUAUCUGUUUUUCUUUUUCUAGGGUUUUUAUCUUUUGAUGUGUUUUACUAGCGUUAAUUUCCUCAGGUGGGUGGUGGUGGUGGUGGUGGUGUGGGUCUAUUUUCUUUGUUAAUGGGAUGUGAAUGCUUAAUGAUGAUGAACUAUUUUCUAUAAAUAACUUUGGAUUUUA
Molecule: messenger RNA, 845 nt
Organism: Papaver somniferum (opium poppy)
Lineage: Eukaryota; Viridiplantae; Streptophyta; Magnoliopsida; Ranunculales; Papaveraceae
Product: peptidyl-prolyl cis-trans isomerase 1
Exons: 1
Coding region: 86-601 (171 amino acids)
Biological process (GO): protein folding; protein peptidyl-prolyl isomerization
Molecular function (GO): peptidyl-prolyl cis-trans isomerase activity
Source: RefSeq, a predicted model, not a curated record